Talaromyces amestolkiae is the source of this 1023-nucleotide messenger RNA. RefSeq lists its product as uncharacterized. The record is from RefSeq and is a predicted model, not a curated record. Bases 1 to 1023 code for a protein of 340 amino acids. Gene Ontology annotation, cellular component: core mediator complex; mediator complex. Gene Ontology annotation, molecular function: transcription coregulator activity. The transcript has a single exon. Gene Ontology annotation, biological process: regulation of transcription by RNA polymerase II. Lineage: Eukaryota; Fungi; Ascomycota; Eurotiomycetes; Eurotiales; Trichocomaceae.
AUGAAUGCGCAGCUCUCCUCCGCCCUCGACGGGCUCGAAAACAAACUCAACUCUCUAUUGACAUCUCUCACCACCCCAGCUGCCACAGGAGCCCCCGCUGCAGCAAUCGCACUCCUUGAAGCCGACGAUGUCGUCUCUUCCGCUCUAGAUACCUUACGAAUCCACCAAGCGAACUAUGCCAAAAUCCUACACUUGCGCACCGAAGCACAAAACCUCGAAGAGCGGAUAAAGACUAUUGUACGCGAUAUCUCGGGCGCCGGGAAGGAAAUUGCUCAAGCCACAGGGGAGAAUGACGACGAUGACUACGAGAUGGAUACGGACGAUGAGGAUGAAGACAAUGAGUCUGACACAGAUACAGAGAGUGAGAACGGAGACACAAUCGGCCAGCAAAAGAGACCCCAAAAGGGAAGAAAGAAAGAAGUAGAUUACAAACUCCUUCUAGAGUUUGCGCGCAGAAUCAGCAAAUACAACAUUCAAGCAGCGGCGGAUGCCACAAGUGGAGUUUUGGGGACGACAGGCUCGACGACAAAGAAACUACAAGAGAAGCAACUCGAAGAUGCGAAGAUGAUCGAUGCCAACGGUCUAGCUGAGCAGGAACAACAGCAGCAGCAGCCGGGCGGAGAACAGGAAGAAGUUACAGUUGGAACCGUGACAAAGGAAGCUACAAGCUGGCUCGAAGAGUCGGCCGAUGCAGAUCGGCAGUACUUUAUGAUUCCGUAUCCGAACGAAGAUCGUAUACGUAUGGGAUUGAUGGGUCAGUUGCAGGUGGCUGCAGUGGAUGGAAAUGCUGAUCCGGAGAAAGAGGCGGAGCGUAUGGUGCAGGAGGCUGAGGGUAUUGCGGGUGUUGCGAGUGGUCCGGCGGACGUGCAGCCUCGGCCCCAGACGCUUGCUGAUGAGGCUGGGAUGGCCGCUAUGAAUGCCGGAGCACAUGCUGUCGCGAGACCUGCAGCGAAGCCGGCGGCGCCUGCUCAGCCUAGACCGACGCUGGAUUUGGAUCUUUAUGAUCCUGAAGAUGAUGAUUGA